This is a messenger RNA of Trichoderma citrinoviride, 348 nucleotides long. RefSeq lists its product as hypothetical. Lineage: Eukaryota; Fungi; Ascomycota; Sordariomycetes; Hypocreales; Hypocreaceae. The record is from RefSeq and is a predicted model, not a curated record. The transcript has a single exon. The coding region runs from base 1 to 348 and encodes 115 amino acids.
AUGUGUACCUUUUUCUGGUGCCACGUCCUCUGCCCGUGCCCGUACGAAAAGGACUGCGCCCUGGCCCGGAACCGCAUCGUCUUCUGGGACGGCCUGUGGCGCCACCAGACGGCCAAGCAGGCCCCCGUGCCGGACUCGGGGACGACGUGCGAGCGGCGCAAGGAAAAGUUUGGCGAGGACGCGGCGCCGGACUGGAAGUGUCCGUACCGGGACCUGCUGGGCUGGAUGGUGGAGCUGACGUACGUGGUGGACUCGAAGCCGUGCGCCGAGUGCCGGCAUAAGUGCAAGGCGAACUUUGAGAGGAGGAUGGAGGAGGAGGGGAGGGCAGCCGAGGCGGUUGUGUCGUAG